GUUUCCUCAUCUCUGCAGUGAAGCAACUUAAAGUUAAGUUUUUCAAAAGAAGGUGCACUAGCAUCCAGGAGCUACCUCUGACAGCACCCUCUGACUUCACAAGCUCUCCCUAAGUAAGAAGUAAAAUAAAAAAAAAUAAAAAUGGAGGACCCAUGGCAGAAGGCGUAUGACUUUGCUGUUGCAGUGGCAAGAAAAGCUGGAGCGGAAAUUAGGAAAGCUGGGGAGAGUGAAAUAAGGGUCAUGACAAAAAGCUCCACUGUAGACCUUGUCACAAAGACUGAUGAGAGGGUGGAGAAAAUCAUCAUCGGGUCUCUUAAAGAGGAAUUCGGAGAAGGCACACACUGCUUCAUUGGGGAGGAGUCGGUGGCGAAGGGGGAGCCGUGUAUCUUAACCGACAAACCCACGUGGAUUAUUGACCCGGUGGACGGCACCACAAACUUUGUACACGGGUUCCCAUUUGUGGCUGUGUCAAUUGCCUUUGCUGUCAAUAAGGAGUUGGAGUUUGGUGUGGUGUACAGCUGCUUGGAAGACAAGAUGUAUAAAGCAAGGAAGGGGAAGGGAGCUUUCUGCGACGACGAAGCAAUUCAGGUGUCCGAUGUACAAGAAAUCAAGAAGUCCAUUAUCAUUUCUGAGCAUGGAACCGACAGGAGCCCAGAAAAAGUAACCAAGAUCUUCUCUACCAUGCAGAAGAUCCUCUGCAUCCCCGUGCACGGGCUCCGUGGAUCAGGGACAGCUGCCACCAACAUGUGUCUGGUGGCGUCGGGGGCAGUGGAGGCCUUCUUUGAGAUCGGGAUCCACUGCUGGGACAUCGCUGCUGGUGCGGUGAUAGUCAAGGAAGCUGGAGGAAUAUUACUGGAUGUUGAUGGCGGACCAUUCGAUUUGAUGUCCCGAAGGAUGGUUUCAGCAAACAACGAUGUUAUUGCUAAGCGGAUCAUCAAAGAAAUUGAAGCAUUCCCAGUGGUGAGGGACGAUGCUCCUGUGCAGAAGAAAUGAGAAUAUUCUCAAACGCUGUUUACACUGUGCACAAGUGCAGUCUGCCGCUAUUUGUGUCUGAAUAAAAGUUACUGUUCUGUAAUCACCACUGAUAAUCUUAA
Molecule: messenger RNA, 1094 nt
Organism: Seriola dumerili (greater amberjack)
Lineage: Eukaryota; Metazoa; Chordata; Actinopteri; Carangiformes; Carangidae
Product: inositol monophosphatase 1-like
Exons: 9
Coding region: 142-993 (283 amino acids)
Biological process (GO): signal transduction; phosphatidylinositol phosphate biosynthetic process; inositol metabolic process
Molecular function (GO): inositol monophosphate 1-phosphatase activity
Source: RefSeq, a predicted model, not a curated record